Molecule: messenger RNA, 2118 nt
Organism: Marmota flaviventris (yellow-bellied marmot)
Lineage: Eukaryota; Metazoa; Chordata; Mammalia; Rodentia; Sciuridae
Gene: Dcst1
Product: DC-STAMP domain containing 1
Cellular component (GO): membrane
Source: RefSeq, a predicted model, not a curated record
AUGGCCAUGAAACGCCAGCCAAAUGGAGCAGCAGGACGGAGGACACUGCCCCAUACCACUGUGCACCGGCUGCUGAGCUGGGGGCUGCCCGCCCCCUGUCACCAGUUCCUGUGGCGCCUGCCCGGCCAGUUUCCGGUCACUGCUUUCCUGCUGGGAGCAGGCACUGGGGGACUCUUGGCCAUAGGCCUCUUCCAGCUCCUGGUGAACCCCAUGGACAUCUACGAGGAACAGAAGAUGGUGGCCAUCUACGGCUUGGUGGGCUUGGGAGCCCUAGGCUGGGGGACGUCCCCUCACGUCCGCUGUGCCAGCCUCCUGCUAGUGCCCAAGAUGCUGGGCAAAGAGGGCAGGCUGUUCAUCCUGGGAUACGCCUUGGCUGCUAUCUACGCAGGGCCAGUGGCCAAUCUGCAGCACAACCUCAAUGAAGUGAUAGCAUCUCUGGGCUGCACCGUGGAGCAUCAGAUCAAGAACGCCCGCGCGGCCUGGCGCAUCUCCACAGCCCCCCUGCGAGCAGUGUUCAAGGACCUACUGAGCAGCAGAGCAUCGUUGAAAGCAGAAACGAAGAACAUUUCCACCUCCUUUGAGGACCUGGAUGCCCAGGUGAAUAGUGAGGCUGGCUUCGUUCCUGAGGAUGCCGCGGACUCGGAAGAAGCAGCCCAAGGUGCCCAGGCCCGCGGGGCCCCACGCUCCAGACUCCACGUCUCCACCCAGAAGAUGUAUGAGCUCAAGACCAAGCUGCGCUGCUCCUAUGUGGUGAACCGGGCCAUACUCAGCUGCCAUCGCUGGUUUGACCAAAAGCAUCAGGAGUGCAUGCGGCGAAUCUCAGUCCCGCUCCUCAACCACUUGUUCUGCCUGCCCAUGAAGUUCAAGUUCUUCUGUGACAUUGCCAAGGUGAUGGAGGUUUGGUGUCGCAGUCGCAUCCCAGUGGAAGGCAACUUUGGGCAGACGUACGACUCCCUCAACCAAUCCAUUCGUGGUCUGGAUGAGGAAUUUUCAGCCAAUAUUGACAUCAAGGAGGAGAGGCAGGCCGCGGUGCUGGGCGUCAACCUGAGCUGGCAGCACGUGAGCACGGAGGUGCGGGAAUUUGUGCAACGGCAAGAAGCCCGGCUGGAGUGGGCCCUGGGGCUGCUGCACGUGCUGAUGUCCUGCGCCUUCCUGCUGGUCCUCCACUCGUGCUUCUCCUACAUGGACAGCUAUAACGGGGACAUUCGCUUUGACAACAUCUACAUCAGCACCUACUUCUGUCAGAUCGACGAGCGCAGGAGGAAGCUGGGUAAACAGACUCUGCUGCCCCUCCGCAAGGCUGAGGAGAAAACUGUCGUCUUCCCCUUCAAGCCCACCAUCCAGGCUCAAGAAAUGAAGAACCUGGGGAAGGAGCUCCUGGGCACGCUGCCCAUUGCGCUGCUGCUGCUGCUGCUGUGCGGGCUGGACUGGGCGCUCUACUCGGUCUUUGACACCAUCCGCCAGCACUCCUUCCAGCAGUACUCCUUCCGCAGCAGUCAUAAACUGGAGGUGAAGGUAGGGGGAGACUCCAUGCUUGCCCGGCUUCUUCGGAAAACCAUUGGGGCCCUGAACACCUCCUCAGACACAGUUGUGGAAUCAAACAACCUGCCCUGCCUGCCCCAGCCCGUGUGCAUGGAUGCCAGGGCCUACUGGAGGGCCUCACUGCCCAUUGUCCUGCUGGUGUGUCUCUGCCUAGCCCAGGCUUUCGGCUACCGGCUCCGGAGGGUCAUUGCAGCCUUCUAUUUCCCCAAGCGAGAGAAGAAGCGGGUCCUGUUCCUCUACAAUGAUCUAUUGAGGAAGAGAGCAGCUUUCACCAAACUGAGGAGGGCUCUCAUCAUAAGGCGCGCUCAACAGCAGAGGGGUCCACGCCACCACCUGGUGGACACCCUGCACCACCGCUGCCCGCUCCUGCGCCGCUGGCUGCGCCGGCGAUGCGUAGUGUGCCAGGCGCCCGAGACACCCGAGUCCUACGUGUGCCCAACGCCAGAAUGCGAUGCCGUGUACUGCCAGUCGUGCUGGAACGACAUGAAGAAUCUGUGCCCGGUCUGCACACCCCGCGAGGAGCUCUCCUCCUCUGCUUACAGCGACAGCAACGAUGACCUUAAGUACGCGGAGUGA